GCCCGGCCGGCCGGCAGCCUUAACAGCAGCAGGGCUGCGGAGGUUAGGUGCCCGGCUUCCCUGUCAAGGCGAGGCCCCCUCGAGGCGGCGAAGGAGACGCCACAGCGUUCACUAGCGCCGGGGCUCAGCCAGGCGGUGCGCGAGCCGGUUGCGGGCACCUCGAUGGUGGACUCCCUAAAUAUUCGGUGGGCCCACGGCCCUGCCCGGUCUCCGAAGCCGCAGGUCGCCGACCCCGCACCAUGAAGGACGCAGGGUCUUCCUCGAGGGCAGCGUCCCGGCCGGAAGGGGCUGCGGCGAUGCCGAGCCUCCGAGCUGCCCCUGUCGCCCGGCCUUGCCUGUAGGACGUCAGGGCCCUCGACCCGGCCCAGGCCUGACCGGCACCCGGUUCUUGUGUCCGCGCCACAUUCGGCGACCCCAUCCCUGGCUUUGACGUGAGGAGGGAGGCUCUGGUCCGGGGAGACCGCGCCCGCCCGCCAUGAAGACAGAGACGGAGAUCCUGGCGCCGGAGCGCCCGGCCGGGCCCGGCGUCAGUCACCUGCUGAGUAGCCGGAAGCUGGUGGCCCUGGGGGCCGUGCUCGGCUGGCUCCUGGUCAUCCACCUCCUGGUCAACGUGUGGCUUCUGUGCCUUCUGUCUGCGUUGCUGCUGGUGCUGGGAGGAUGGCUGGGCUCUGACGCCAUCGUGGGGGCUUCAGGGCGGCUGCACCUGGAGCGCUUCAUCCCAAUGGCCGUCUGCCCCCCAAACCCAGAGGCCGAGAGGCAGCUGGAGCAGGAGAUCGACCGCACCAUCCGGAUGAUCAUGCGGGACUUCGUGUCGUCCUGGUACCACACGGUGAGCAAGGAGCCAGCCUUCGAGGAGGAGAUGGAGGCAGCCAUGCGAGGGCUGGUCCAGGAGCUCCGGAGGAGGAUGGCCAGGGUGGACAGCCAUGCUCUUGCCCAGAGGGUUCUGACUCUCUGCGGUUGUCACCUGCAGAGCUAUAUUCAGGCGAAGGAGGCCGCAGGGAAACAGAGUGGCCCAGGGGAGCCCUCCCAGCUCUGGGAGGCUUACUGCCGGGCCAGCGCUCCACACCCUGCAGUGCAGAGCCCCAGCGCUGAGGUCACCUACACACGUGGCAUCGUGAAUGUGUUGCUUCAGGGACUAGUGCCAAAGCCGCACUUGGAGACCCGGACCGGUAGGCACAUAGUGGUGGAACUCAUUACUUGCAAUGUCAUCUUACCACUGAUCAGCAAGCUCUCGGAUCCGGACUGGAUCCACCUUGUACUCGUGGGCAUUUUCUCCAAGGCCAGAACUAACCCAGCAGGAGUGGCUAAUCCACUCUGCCCAGCCAGUGCCCUGGAACAGCCCUCAGUGCCCACAUCUCUGCCGCUGAUUGUUGAGGUCCAGGGUCUCGCAGAAGCCCCUUCACCAACAGCAGCCCCAGUGCUCCUAAGCUGUAGUGAGCCAGACGGGCCUUCACACCCCUCCCCAGACGUUGAAGAAGGCCAUGAAGCGCUGGAGGGAGAUCUGGGGGGAGUGCUUGAGGAGAGAAAAGUCGAAAACAGCUCUUCUCAUUUCCUGCAGCCUCUGUUCUUGUCUGAAGAUGCAGAGCUGGGGUCUCCGUUGUCUGAACUGGGCAAAGAAACCAUCAUGCUUAUGACCCCAGGCCCUUUCCUCUCAGCGACGAUUCAGGAUGCCCUGCGUGCCCUUGGGGGCUCCCAGCCUCUGGAGCCUAAGGAUGGCAAGGGACCCGAAGGAAUAGAAGGAGCAGAAGCUGAGGAGGGUCCAGGAACAGAAACAGAGCCGGGCCUGCUUGCCUCCAUGCUGAAUUCCUGCCCAGAGAUCCAGAUUGACACAGCGGACAAGGAGGGAGAGCAGGGAAAUGACGCGCCUCUCACAACUUUGCUGCCCAGUCCAGAGACGAUAUGCCCCCCACGCCCCUCGUGUUUAGAGAAGGAUCUCACCAAUGGUGCGAGCUCCCUGGAUUCCAGUCUGCCACAGGUCCUGCUCUCCUCCUCUCCACCUGGACCCCUCAGCUCAGCCACCUUCAACUUCGAGUCCCUGGGCAGUCCAGACGGCCCCGUGGUCAUCCAAAACCUUCGCAUCACUGGCACCAUUACUGCUCGAGAGCACAGUGGCACCGGUUUCCACCCCUACACGCUCUACACGGUGAAGUAUGAGACGGCCCUCGACGGCGAGAGCAGCGGUGGCCUGCAGCAGGUGGCCUACCACACCGUGAACCGCCGCUACCGCGAGUUCCUGAACCUGCAGACCCGUCUGGAGGAGAAAUCGGAUCUGCGAAAGUUCAUCAAAAAUGUGAAGGGCCCUAAAAAGCUCUUUCCAGAUCUUCCAUUUGGAAACAUGGACAGUGACAGGGUGGAAGCCCGCAAGAGCCUCUUGGAAUCGUUUCUAAAGCAACUCUGUGCCAUUCCUGAGAUCGCGAACAGUGAGGAGAUGCAGGAGUUCCUUGCUCUCAACACAGAUGCUCGUAUUGCCUUUGUUAAGAAGCCGCUUGUGGUCUCCAGAAUAGACAAGAUGGUGGUGAGUGCUAUCGUGGACACGCUGAAGACCGCGUUCCCUCGCUCUGAGCCCCAGAGCCCUACAGAGGAGCUGAGUGAGGCUGAGACAGAAAAUAAGCCCCAGACAGAAGGCAAGAAGACUUCCAAAUCCAGAUUGAGGUUCUCAUCCAGUAAAAUUGCUCCAGCACUGAAUAUAACUGAGGCCCACGAGAAGGUUCUCUACUGUCUCCAGGACAGCGGUGUGGAGUCAGAGACCCUCUCCGUGUCUGGGAUGGAAUCCUUUAUUGAAAAACAGGCAAAGUUACUAGAAGUGCAGCCCGCAGAUGCUCCCGGAAGAGAUUCUGAAGAGACUGCUGAGGGCUGUGUGGACGGUCGCGUGUCAGAUGCUGCUGCUCCAGCCCAAGGCCUCAGCAGCAGUGACCCAGGAACAGAGACCGAGUUGGCUGACACAGCCCUGGACCUGCUUGUCUUGCUGCUCAUGGAACAGUGGCGAUGGCUGUGUACAGAGAGUAUGCAGAAAGUUCUUCAUCUUGUCUUCGGGACCCUAAUCCAGAGAGGACGUGUCUAUUCACCAACGGUAUACAGUCACCGUGACUACCAACAACGAGGAAGAAAAGAGAAAACCAUCGCGUGCUCUCCUAGUAAAGAUUAGUUUCUCCAGAAGGGGUGGACAUGGUCACAGCUGAAGAAGCACUGACACAUGGUGGUGGGGAAUAGGAUACUGAGAUUUAAAACUUGGAUUGUAUAAUUCCAGCACCAGUUGAAUUUCCUGAAAAACUGGUACGCAGAUGGAGUUUCUAGUGCUGGCUUUCUAACCAUGAAACUGAUGCAAGCUUUGCUCAACUGAAGGAGUCCAGGAACCCUGUCUCUGAACCAGACAGACACACUCAGCGCUUGAGCUGUGGCUGCUCAUGCUUUGACCUCUCCCGUGUGAGACAUCCUGGCAGAUCCCAAAGUCGGGAGCCGAAUCCUGAACCUUCUGUUAGCAUGUGACUCAUGCUAAUAGGUCACUCCGAAACUAACAGUUCUAUUUAAAAAAAGAGUUAUGUAUCUAUUCUACAAUAAGUAGGAAAUCCAUUAAUGUUAACUUUCCUUCUGGGCAACUGUCUUGGUCAUUUUCCUUUACUCAUUGAGAAAAUAUUAAGGUCUGGUUAGUAGUGAACAAAACAGACACGGUCCCUCCUUUCACGUAUUCUAUGGUUUAAUGAGGGUGAGAGCUGAGGGCCUUGUCCAUGUUCACCAGGUGAGUACUUGGCAGAGGCGCAAGCCUCCCUGGUGUUGCACAGCCCGCAUUCUUAUCCACCGCAGCAUACUACUGCUCUGCUGUGUGUCAUCUCUCUGAGCUUUGGAAUCAGCAUGGUGUCUGUCUGCAGGUGUCUUGGUGCAUAGAAAGUGUUCCAGUAAAUGUUAAGUCUUCGUACUUGCGAUUCAGAAAAAUGGAAGGAUGAGAAGUGGAUUCUGUGUCUGAUUCCUCCAGCUUGUGGCCCCAGGUUCCCUCCCCGUUGAGGGUGCCCCACCCAGGUCAGGCUCCAGCUGCAGCUUCCGCUGCUCCUGUUACUCUGUGUUCCCUGAGCCACACAGAACCCGUUCUUCUCAGCGGUACGACCUUGUGAGGCCUUCCCGGGUGACUUUGUGCCUGUGACCAGAGCGUCCGUGGGUCUGACAGCAGGAGGCAGCCCCCAGGCCCCCUGCAGCACAGGUUCUGUCCCGGGGCGGCAGUGUUCUCCAGGCACUCCUGCUUCCCCGCGUGCAGAGCUCCUGGAGUCAGGGCUGCCCUUCCUCAUGAGAAGAGCCUGGAGUCAGGCUCAGUUCCUCCCCUCCCCACCCCUGUGCCCUGACAGUGGCAUGGGAACCACACCUCGGGUUAGCUGGGUGGAUGGCUAUCUGGUGAAUGUAGCUUAUGCCCUAAACAACAUCAGAGAGAGAGCUUAUGGCUGAAUCCUGCUUGACCUG
Capra hircus (goat) is the source of this 4446-nucleotide messenger RNA. It is a transcript of the gene SNX19, whose product is annotated as sorting nexin 19. The coding region runs from base 476 to 3145 and encodes 889 amino acids. The transcript is spliced from 9 exons. The record is from RefSeq and is a predicted model, not a curated record. Lineage: Eukaryota; Metazoa; Chordata; Mammalia; Artiodactyla; Bovidae. Gene Ontology annotation, molecular function: phosphatidylinositol binding. Gene Ontology annotation, cellular component: early endosome membrane; intracellular membrane-bounded organelle.